Fundulus heteroclitus (mummichog) is the source of this 3871-nucleotide messenger RNA. It is a transcript of the gene g6pc1a.1, whose product is annotated as glucose-6-phosphatase a, catalytic subunit, tandem duplicate 1. Gene Ontology annotation, molecular function: glucose-6-phosphatase activity. The transcript is spliced from 5 exons. Lineage: Eukaryota; Metazoa; Chordata; Actinopteri; Cyprinodontiformes; Fundulidae. Gene Ontology annotation, biological process: glucose 6-phosphate metabolic process; gluconeogenesis. The record is from RefSeq and is a predicted model, not a curated record. Gene Ontology annotation, cellular component: membrane. The coding region runs from base 129 to 1184 and encodes 351 amino acids.
AAUCACACGGAGCCCGAGCGGACAGGACGGUCUAAGAGGGAGCUUUCCGUUAACUGGUCCUGGCAAAUAAGACAAAGGAGCCCAGAUUUCAGCUAUCACCCUCAGUCCGAGGUCUGCACUUUGAUAUCAUGGAUCUCCUUCACAGCUGGGGGGUCGAGCUGACCGUUCAUCUGCAGACCAGAUACAGCAGGUACGAGGGCCUGUUCAACCUCGCUUCCGCCGUGGCCGAUCUGCACACCACGUUCUUUUGCCUGUUCCCUGUCUGGUUCUACAUGCGCAGGGACACCGGGGUCAGGCUAAUCUGGGUGGCUGUCAUCGGAGACUGGCUCAAUUUAGUGCUAAAAUGGGUUCUUUCUGGGGAGAGGCCCUACUGGUGGGUUCAUGAGACCCAGUUUUACCGAGUUGGAAAGGCCCCGUCGCUGCAACAGUUUCCUAUCACAUGUGAGACUGGACCAGGCAGCCCCUCAGGUCACGCAAUGGGUGUAGCUGGUGUCUGGUAUGUGAUGGUCACGGCUCUGCUUUCAAUUGCAAAAGAAAAACAAUGCCCCAAUUUUCUAUACAGAUUGUUGCAGAUAGGCUUGUGGGCCUUAAUGUUUCUGGUGGUGCUGAUCGUCUGCAUGUCCAGGGUUUUCAUGGCGGCUCACUUUCCACAUCAGGUUAUUGCGGGGGUCAUCACAGGCAUUGUAGUCGCGGGUAUAGUUUCCAAGAAAAAGUGGAUUUACAACGCCAGCAUGAGCAAGUACCUCCUCAUCACGCUCUUCUUGGCUUCCUUCGCUAUUGGCUUCUACGUGCUGCUUAAAAUUGUAGGAGUGGACCUACUUUGGACCCUAGACAAAGCCCAAAAGUGGUGCAGCAGGCCUGAGUGGAUCCAUCUGGACAGCACGCCCUUCGCCAGCCUCCUACGUAACAUGGGCAGUCUGUUUGGCCUCGGACUUGGACUGCAUUCUCCUUUCUACCACGGAAUCAAGAAGAACACAAAUGCUGCUUUCCAGAUGGGGUGCAUUAUGAUUUCUUUGUUCUUGCUUCAGCUCUUGGAUGGAUGGACAUUUUCCCCAGAAAAUCAUAUGACUUUCUAUAUUCUGUCUUUUGGUAAGAGUGUCUUUGCACUUUUAAUCCCAACCACUUUGGUUCCAUGGGCUCUCUGCAGGAUUUGCAAAGGAACAGAGGUUGAAAAGAACUUGUGAUUUAUAUCUCAGGUGGUCAGUUACUAGUUUCAGUUAUUGCUUAUUUGGUAAAAUUGCUUUCUUCUCUAAAAGUAAACUGUGUCAAUUAAAAACCAGUGAUAGGUGAGUGGCUUAAAUUAUGCAAGUACAAAAAAGGAGGAACCAGCUCAUUUUAUUUUUCUCCAAGGUGAUACAAAUUUCAAAGUCAUAAACAAUCAGUUUUUACUUGCCACACAUUGUAGCUGUAUUUUUUUUUUUUUUUUUUUUUUUGUCGCUAAAAAGAUAUCCCUAUGAUCUGAUGACUUUUCAAAUGGAUUAAUUGGGCCUUAAAAAACAAAACAAGAAUAGCACUUCUAGUAUGAGAUUUUCAGGUCAUUUUGUCUCUGGUCACUACAUGUUACUAUUACAGUUUUCUUGUGUGAUUAAGUAGCUUUAUUUACACAGGAAAGCACUUCUCCUUGGAACCAUUUCUUAUAUAUUUUUAUAAGGAGAAACUGAUGCAAAUAAAUUAAAUUGUAAGUCUGCUAAAUAUUGUUCCAGUAAACUAUGCUAACUAAAUUUUGGAACGUGGGUUAUAGUCUAGCCUUACACGCUUCUUUUCCUAUGUCUUCUUUUGACACCAUAAAAAAUGACCACACUGCUGACAUUGCAUCGCUGCUUCAUUUAAAACCCUACAACCCUGGCUGCAAUGCAUUAUUGGCACUGUCACAGGCCAAAAAAAAAAAAAAAAAAAGAAUCCGCAUGACCAACCCCAUCCCGUCCUGAAACACUUGCACAAAGACCAACUAGUUGGAAAUAAACAGUGGUUGUUAAUAUCGGCCUUGUUGUACUUAUUGGACCGAUACUGAUAUGUUAAAAAAUUACUUACAAUGGCCGAUACCAAUGUUAAUGCCGAUAUAUUGUGCAUCCACAGUUUACAUGAACCAUUACUUGAUGUCCUCAAUUCACUUUGUCAGUAAGUUCUCUAAACAAAUAAGUGCAGGACAUAUUUCAUAUGUGUACAAGUUAGUAUGUUUAUAAUUAGGAUUAUCUAUAUAAUUUUUUUUUUCCCUUGGGCAUUUAGCAAAGGGACAAAUCCUAACAAUAUAAAUUUAACACUUGUUUUUGAGCAAACUGUGCAAAGAGAAUGAGAAAGUGCCUCAAACAAGCUAAGCCAAACUUAGCAGUUGGAUGGGUUAACUUUAAAAAGUGGGGCAAAUAUGGUUUAAUUCACAGUUACACUGACAGGCUAGGCUAGAAGCUAACAGUUAAUUAGCUGGUGACAAAGGCUAAAAUCAGGUAGCCUACUUGUCUUAGAGGUAAUAUUGUUACAAAUGUGUAACAGUCCCAAAAGAAGCUAAAGAUUUGUCUUACAGUUUGUGAAAAGUGUUUAAAGAUUCUUGCAAUGGAAAUUUCACUCGUUAAUGUGACAAAUUAAGUUAAUUGUUUGGAGAAGGUUAGCUUCACUUGUAAUGAUUCAGUUAAAAGUCCCAAAAAUUGACUUUGAAAUUUAAUAGUCUUUUUACAGUUAGUAACAUAGGCUACACGAUUUAGUAAACAUUUACUAAGGAAGAUGGUUUUAAUAUUUUGAUAAGGGGAACCGAGUGAUUCUAAUGAGUUGGCAGUUAGCUCGUUCAUUAGCUUAGCGUCUGACAAGGGCUAGAAACUGUUUUGGUUUUUUUUGUUUUGUUUUUUGUCAGCUGAGGUUUUAUAAAUUUCACUUUACACUUUUUGUACAAAUGUACCAAGGCUUUUGGUAUGAUGUUUUUAUUUAAGAUCAUUUCACAAGAGGCCAUAACGAGCAAAACUAACAGUUUGUAGUUUUUUGAGUACCUUGUAAUAAGGGAGGGAAAAUUUCAUUAUUUUGCUCCUUAUAUGUUGAAAAAGUAAAAAAAAAAAACAUAGUCAGUAUUUUUUUUAAUACAGUCAGCAAUUUCACACUAUUCACAAAAGGAAAAUGAUUUAAAGCUUCUGUUACAGGGAACCUACUACAAAUCAGGAGUUGCUAUUAAUUAACUUUGGCGUGGCAAGGGCUAGAAACAGGUAAAUUUGGCUUCCUCAAACAUUGACAUGCAGUGAAGCUGUAUAGACAUUGCCUACCGCAGGCUAUUUGCAAAAAGAAACUUUCAGCAUCAACUAAAGUGUUUACUUUUUUAAUUAGAAAACAUUCUACAAUAAUGAACCUCUUUAUGUCAUUGUGUCUCACACAAAUUCCAGAUUGUAAUUUGUGAGUUAAUGAUAUGUGUCUCUGUAUGCUGGUACCGGACUUUGGUAAAAUGAUUUCGGGAUGACUACAGAUGUACAGAUUUUAAUUCCAUAGUUAUAUACACCAAGAGGGUGGAUAUUUAGUUGGCAUUAGAAGAGGUGUUUCAUAUUUACAUGGAUCUGUACUGGUUAUAGUUCUAUAAUCUUAUUGAUUUUUUUUCUGCUAGUUCUCAAUCUUUUUCUAAAACAUCUGAGAUGUCUUCGCAUUUUUAAGUGUUUUUAGAUAAUACAUUCAAAUUGGUGUUCUUUGAUGCCAUUAGUUUUGACAAUUUAGUGAAAUAAUAGUUUCACAAUAGUGUUGCAUGCAAAUAUGACCAAGCAAUAAUGGGUCCAGGAUUUUCUAAAGUCUCUUAGCAAAUUUCUAACACUGUCCUUUUGAAACUCCUGCUUCCCCUGCCUACCUGAACCCAGAUCUCAUUGCAUGUCACUGUCCUCAACAUGUUAAUAAAAAGUAACAAAUUGGU